UAUCCACAGAAAACUCUUGCAUUCAGUACUGAAAAUAGCUUAAAAAGUAAAGCUUAUUCAUUGAGGUAUUAUUUCAAAAUUACAUAUGUGACGUGAUUUGGUUCCUCAUUUGCAGACCAGAACUUCCCUGUAUCAGUUGAGUCUUAAAACCUAAAAGGACUUGUUAACCUGGAUCGAUGCAGAAGGGUUUUCUUGCAAGACACAAUUUGUUCUUCAGCAGGAGUUAGAGCUGCAGAGGAGAAAGGAGCAAAACAUCUGGCAAUGGCUGUUUACCUUCUUGUGAUUUUUCUCUUUUCCUUUUGUACGCAUCUUCAAGCGUCUGAUAGUGGAAUAUUUUUAAUUUAUAAUGAAGAUAGCAAGCUCUGUGCCCAAGCUCAAAACAGCAGCUCAGUCAUAACUGCCAUGUGCAAUGUGAAAAAUGAGUUGCAGAGGUUCAGAUGGAUCUCGGCCACACAGCUGCUGAGCAUGGGGAUGAAGCUGUGCUUAGGAGUGCUCACCAAGGAUGAUGAGGCUGCCAUCACAUUGGAAACCUGCAACAGGACGAAUGAGCUUCAGAAGUGGGAAUGUAAAGGUGAAGCACUUUCAAUCCAAGGCAAGGAUUUGUUUCUCAACUAUGGAAAAGGGAAGGGAAAGAAAAUUAGGUUGUCCAAAGAAUCAGGCAAAGGGAGCCGAUGGAGAAUCCAUGGAACUGCAGGCAGCAUAUGCUCCAGGCCCUAUGAGGAUAUGUAUACAAUAGGAGGAAAUAAUUUUGGUGCACCUUGUGUGUUCCCUUUCAAGUUCAAUGGUAAAUGGUUUGCUGACUGCAUCCGUCAGACUGAUGCAAGCUCUCUCUGGUGUGCAACUACUUCAGAUUUUGAUAAAGACCAACGUUUUGGAAAUUGUCCAUCAAAAGACACUCUCCACAAAGACUUUUGGAAAACAAAUCCUUUGACUGAAACCCAUUAUCAGAUAAACGCAAACUCACUUUUGACAUGGCAUCAAGCAAGAAGAAGCUGCCAGCAGCAGAAUGCAGAAUUGUUAAGUGUCACAAACCCUCAUGAAGAAAUGUUUUUGUUAGGACUCACUAGUGAUCUGGGAUUCAAUGCCAAGCUCUGGACUGGUCUUGUCAGACGACUUGAUAGCAGCUGGGAAUGGACUGAGGGUAGUCCUCUCAGAUAUCUGAAUUGGGCUCCAGGAAAUCCCUCUGUGGAGCUUAUAAAAAUGUGUGGAAUCUUCCAAGGCAGGAAUGGCAAAUGGGAAAAUGUGGCAUGUAAUCAAAAGCUGGGAUAUAUCUGCCAAAAGAGAAACUCUUCCAUUGUGGAUGACUCCUUCAUUGUUCCCUCAGGAGACAUGAAGCCUGUUAAGUGCCCCAGGGAAUGGGUAGCCUAUGCAGGGCAUUGCUAUAGAAUUUACAGAACACCCAAAAUAUGGAAACAAGCCCAAUCAUCAUGUAGAAAAGAAGAUGGAGACCUGACAAGUAUUCAUAAUGUUGAGGAGUACAGUUUUAUAGUGUCUCAACUUGGGUAUAAGCCAGAUGAUGAGCUGUGGAUUGGUUUAAGUGACUUCAGGUUUCAGAUGUAUUUUGAAUGGAGUGAUGGGACACCUGUGACAUACACCAAGUGGCAUCAAAGACAGCCGACCCACACACCUAAUAAGGCAGACUGCAUUGUUAUGAAUGGAGAGGCUGGGUUCUGGACUGACAGUGCUUGUGAAACAAAACUUGGUUACAUCUGUAAAAGAAAACCCUUGGCAGAGGAAUCAGGGGAAGCUGAAGUUACUUACCCAGGUUGCCAGAAAGGCUGGAUGAAGCAUGGCUUUUACUGCUACUCCAUAGGGCAGCUACCAGCAACAUUUUCAGAAGCAAAACUUAUCUGUGAAGAAAAUAAAGCUCACCUGGCUACUGUGACAGACAGAUAUGAACAGGCUUUUUUAACUUCUAUAAUUGGAUUCAAGCCAGUGGAAUAUUUCUGGAUUGGACUCUCAGACGUGGAGGAGCAGGGGACGUUCAAGUGGACUGGUGGGGACCCAGUCAUCUUCACUCACUGGAACAUGGGAAUGCCAGGAAGGGAGCCAGGCUGCGUGGCCAUGAGAACAGGAACUUCAGCUGGAUUAUGGGAUAUUCUCAAUUGUGAAGAAAAAAACCUGUUUCUGUGCAAGCAGCUGGUGGAGGGAGCGACCCCACCACCCCCUCUGACGACUCCUCCGCUCCCGUCCUGCCCAGACGAAUGGCAAUCCAUUCCUCAGAGCAGCUUCUGUUUCAAAAUUUUUCAGAGAGGAAGGGAGAAAAUGCAAACAUGGUUUGGUGCAAGAGAUUUUUGCAGAGCUAUUGGAGGAGAUCUGGCAUGUGUCCACAGUGAAGAAGAGCAAAAACUAAUAUCUAGUUUAAAUAAAGACUAUCGUCACUUAUCUUACUGGAUGGGUUUAAAUGCCUUGGACUCUGAUGGAGGAUUUACGUGGUGUGAUGGUUCACCAGUAAAUUUUCAAAAAUGGGCAAAUGGAGAACCAAACAAUUAUGAUGGAAAUGAAAAAUGUGGAGUGUUUUAUGGCUAUAAUGAUAUGAAAUGGAAUGAUAUAUUUUGUGAACAUAUGCAAGACUAUGUUUGUCAAAUAAAAAAAGGAGCAUCACUGAAACCAGAACCUACAUCCACAUUUGAUUAUGAAUAUAUUGUUAGUGAAGAUGACUGGAUAAUAUAUAAUCAUAAGGAAUAUUACUUUAGCAAGGAAGCAAUGCCUAUGGAAAAAGCAAGAGACUACUGCAAGAAAAAUGGUGGUGAUCUCGCUGUUAUCGACAGUGAAAGUGAAAGAACUUUUCUUUGGAAAUAUACUUUUUAUAAAGAUCAAGGAAAUAAUUUUUUUAUUGGCUUAACUGUGAGCCUUGACAAGACGUUCCGGUGGGUGGAUGGAACUACUGUAAACUAUGUUGCCUGGGCCCCAAAUGAACCCAACUUUGCAAAUAAUGAUGAAAAUUGUGUGGUCAUGUAUACCCAAACAGGUACAUGGAAUGACCUCAACUGUGGCAGUGUUGAGCUUUUCAUCUGUGAAAGGCUUAACAGUACUGUUCGUCCAAGUACUGCUCCCACAGUACCACCACCCAAUGGUGGGUGUCCAGAAGACUGGCUCCUCUUUGAUAAUAAGUGUUUCAAAGCAUUUGGCCUUGAUGAAAAUUAUACACUGACAUGGCAUGCUGCACGGAACAAUUGUAUUACUGUUGGAGGAAACCUGGCUACUAUCUCAAGAAAGGAAAAUCAAGCUUUCCUCAUGUCUCUCUUAAAAAAUACUGCAACUGAUGCCUGGAUUGGACUGAAUGACAUAAAUCAUGAGCAUACAUACUUAUGGACAGAUGGAAGUCCAGUUUACUACACAAAUUGGGCAAAAGGUUCCCGAAGUUACUACAGUAAGGAUGACUGUGUCUAUAUGAAGAAGAACCCUAUUGAACAAGCAGGGAAAUGGAAAGAUGAAGAUUGUAAAGCAAGCAAAAGUUACAUAUGCCAGAAAAAUGCUGACCCUAAAUUGCAAAGUUCCCAAGCCGUGGUUCCAGUGUUUGGCUUUAACAACUAUGGUGAUGACCGCUAUGCAGUCAUCAACUAUAAAAUGAACUGGGAAGAAGCACAGAAGAAUUGCAAAGACCAGUAUGCAGAUCUUGCCAGCAUUUUAGAUCCUUAUGUUGAAGCUUACCUUUGGUUACAAAUACUAAAGCAUGGAGAGCCCGUAUGGAUUGGUCUUAACAGCAACAUGACUCGUGGCGUUUACAUGUGGUCGGAUAGAAGGAGGAGCAGAUAUCAUAACUGGGCCAGUGGAGAACCAAAUAAGAAUGCAGCCUGUGCCUAUUUAGAUUUGGAUGGUUUUUGGAAGACAACAUCUUGCAAUGAAACAUUUUUAUCUCUCUGUAAACAAUCUGAUGAGUUAAUUCCUACCGAAUCGCCACAGCUUCCUGGAAAGUGUCCUGAACCAAAGCGCGGUAGAUCUUGGAUUCCCUUUCGUGGCCAUUGCUACUAUGUUCACACCACUUCUGAAGUAAGCUGGCCAGAUGCUUCCAUGAUGUGUAUUCAGAUGGGUGCUUCUCUGGUUUCCAUAGAAGAUCCAGCUGAAAUGAACUUCCUCUUACUUUACUUGUCUCCACUUGCAAGUGAUUUCAGAAAAUUUUGGAUAGGAUUGUUCAAAAAUAUUGAAGGGGAAUGGAUGUGGACAGACAGAAGUGUGGUAGAAUUUGUCAACUGGGAGAAAGGAGAGCCUACAAUGAUUUAUGAUGAACACUGUGUGGACAUGGAUGUCUCAAGCGGAUCCUGGAGGAACUAUUACUGCUCUGUUGACCGCAAUUUCAUUUGUAAAAUCCCAAAGAUUAUUGAAGUUGAACCAACCCAUGAUUCAUCUGUCAAUCAAGCAUCAAAAAGAGAAGCUGCUGUUUCAUCCUCACAUAGUCGAGGUGUGAUGAUUGUUACGCUAAUCUUCCUUCUGCUAGCAGGCACUGGCCUUAUAGCAUAUUUUUUCUACAAGAAGAGACAUGAACAGACAACUGUUACAGAGAGUUUUGGCAAUGCCAUAUACUGUGGUAGUCCUGAUCCUGGAACUCAUGAAUCAAAAUGUCUUGUGACCAAUAUUGAAGAAAAUGAAUAGGCAAUGGGUAAAUAGGUAAAUGGGUAAAUAGGGUAAACUUGGGCUUGAUUGGAAAGGAACUGAAGUACUGGAAUACCAAAAUUCUGAACUUAAACUGAUUUUCUCCUAUGGGAAUUCUUGUUUGUUUUGCACAGGAUACUUCUUGCUUAUACUAGCAGGAACAAGCAAUCUUGCAACAUUCUAAAUCUGCUCACGAACAGUAGUUCUUGGGAGGACUGUUGAACAUACAUAAAAGCUGGAGCUACACUGUGUAAAGGAAUACUCAGGAUGUUUCAGUUGAUGCAUGGGUCCUGCAUCACCCUUAGAUACCAGGAUAACUGUACUCAUCACAGGAAACGGUCAGAGUAAGUGCCUUAGCGUUCUUCAUAAAGUACAUCUAGAUCUGUAGGAAUCCUGGUGAUGCCACGUCUGGUCUCCAGCGCAGACUGGCAGAAUUGCAUAUAUUGCAUGUCAGCUCCGAGAUCACUUGGUACACACUCAUGCUGGAGUAGCCAGGUAGCCAGCUACAAUGCUUAUAAAUGCUUCUUGGUAAAAAUUGUUUUCUUUCUGUCCCUUGUCUUCCCACUUCUGUAUAGCAGAAGUCUGCACACCUUUGUCAAGAUUUUGGCUGCACAUUUUCUAUAAAGACCCAUUUAGCUAAUUGAAUAUGACAGUCAGGUCUCUCA
Molecule: messenger RNA, 5258 nt
Organism: Lagopus muta (rock ptarmigan)
Lineage: Eukaryota; Metazoa; Chordata; Aves; Galliformes; Phasianidae
Product: macrophage mannose receptor 1-like
Exons: 30
Coding region: 262-4593 (1443 amino acids)
Molecular function (GO): signaling receptor activity
Source: RefSeq, a predicted model, not a curated record